AUGGCUCCUCGACGCGGCGGCAGUUCCUCUGGUGGCUAUUCGUCCGGGUCUAGCAGCCAAUGUUCGGACUACGGGGCCUUUGCAACGACUAUAAGCCGAAUCUAUAUCGCCUUUCACGCGCUGUUCUUCCUCGUGUUUAUCGCAGUCUUCUUCGUUACCGUUGCAAAGCACAAGCGCACCAAGAGGAUCGCCAAGGCCCCAUUACUUUGGUUACAGCUAUUCUUCUCGAUCGUUUUCGCCAUUCUCGCGACUACCCUGAAUAUCAUCUUCAAUACGCUAUCGGAGUGCGGUAUCUUGAUAGGAAAUGAACCAUACCGCGCCAACAUCGCCAUCACGUGGCUCGACACUCUGGCCACUUUUCUGGUCAUCGUGGCAAUCAUGGUUCCUAUCUCUCGGCGUCUGCACCACGGCAACAAAGGCAUGGGAGGGUUGGUUCUCAUGGUGCACUCAGCAACCCUGGGCCUGUUUGCCGUCCUUCUCAUCGUCUCGCUCAGUAUCAGCACACGGGUCAUGGAUGCGUAUUCGUCCAGAACCCGAUACGGCUUGUCCUAUGAUAUUGCGGACUUGGCCGUGCAUCAGCGCAGAAUCUGGGUCGCUUACCAUGUCUUCGGUGUCAUCUGCAUGCUUGUGGCCGCUGGCACAAUGCUGUUUGCGUUGGUUCGGAACCCGAAUUUUGGGAGGGGCUCACUCCGCAUCAAAAUCAUACUGCUCAUCCUCUCUUCCCUCGCCAUGACUCUGCUGGGCCUGGCGGGAUACGUCCACAACUCCUACGGCGCUUAUUCUACCUACGGGUCGAUCAAAUAUCUUGAGCGGUCGUACGAGGCGCAGCUUUUCUUGAAAUACUUCUUCUACACCUGUGCAUUUCUCAGUACCGUGAUGGUGGGCAGCACGGCGGAUCUGUAUGGCAACCAUGCGCCGCGGUUUGAUAGGCAACCACCAGUUCAGCAGAUGUAUCAGGCGCGUGUGAACUAA
Aspergillus melleus is the source of this 972-nucleotide messenger RNA. RefSeq lists its product as uncharacterized. NCBI's taxonomy places the organism in Eukaryota, Fungi, Ascomycota, Eurotiomycetes, Eurotiales, Aspergillaceae. The coding region runs from base 1 to 972 and encodes 323 amino acids. The record is from RefSeq and is a predicted model, not a curated record. The transcript has 3 exons.